AUGCCAUGUACCUUCAGACGCCGAACUCAAUUACCUUUUGACACCUACCUCCACCUCAUUGUAUCACAAAUGGGGGGCGAGCCUCAGCCUAGCGAGUCCGUCGAAGAAUUUAUCAUCAAUGAAGCGAACGUCGAGGUCGGCGACUUCAAGAUGAGGAGUAUAGCGCAAUCAGUACCCGGAGUAAAGGUCCGCAAACUCGAGAAUGUCGACGAUCUCGCUGUAUCAAACGCCAAUACCUCCCUCGUCCCAGUACAGGCUUCAUCUCACGGGCGAGACGUCCCAGGCGGUGGAGAUGAUUAUGGUGGGAAUGGAGGUGAAUCGUCGAACGGGUCUCAUGUCUUGACCGCCGAGCCAGAAGAGUUCGAGCUCGCAGAGCAGCUACCAGACAGAAUUGAGGUCUCGACUGUCACCGUCGAUGUAGUGGGCAAAGAGCGCAAACGGGCAAGGGCUCCGUCAGGGGAAAUGCGCAAAGCCGAUAUGUCGCCGCGUGCCAUUCGAGAGAUGAUCAGAGCGAAGAUGGCUAAACGGCCUCCAGAUUCGGCGCUUCAGGGGGAAGAUGGGACCAAGGGGCGCAAGAGAGCAAGAGUGGAGAGCGUGGCGCGUGCAAUAGUAAGGAAGACCAGAUCGAGUCGAACUACCACCCAGAAGAAUGCAUCCCCAAAACGCGUCAACCACACUGUAGCCGACGAAGCCAAGGAAGACGACAAGUCGUCAAUGAGAUUGGCUGAGGCGGUAGAUUCGGCCAAGCGAAAGGGCACAAAACGGCGGAGACCAUCGGAUGACGAAGAACCGUCAGCCCAGGAUGGUUUAGCACAACAUGUGGACAGCGACGCCGCCUCAUAUUUGACGGAUGGACGCAAGAUAACCCAGGUGAAUGGAGAGUGCACUCGUGCAGCCAAAAGAUUCCACCAAAACGCGACAUUCGCAGACGGGUCUGAGGUGGAAUUACAGGGUUCGAGGCAGCCCGGUGAGACUCGGGUGUAG
This is a messenger RNA of Pleurotus ostreatus (oyster mushroom), 984 nucleotides long. RefSeq lists its product as uncharacterized. The record is from RefSeq and is a predicted model, not a curated record. The transcript is spliced from 3 exons. Bases 1 to 984 code for a protein of 327 amino acids. NCBI's taxonomy places the organism in Eukaryota, Fungi, Basidiomycota, Agaricomycetes, Agaricales, Pleurotaceae.